Molecule: messenger RNA, 799 nt
Organism: Blastomyces gilchristii SLH14081
Lineage: Eukaryota; Fungi; Ascomycota; Eurotiomycetes; Onygenales; Ajellomycetaceae
Exons: 3
Source: RefSeq, a predicted model, not a curated record
UGUUCGCGAUCUUGUGAUCUAUUCCUGAUUCAGCUAGCAUCUCAUAUACACUCUCACAAAGAAACUUUCACUAUAUUAUAUCACUCAUUCACUAACUUUUCUCAUUCUUUAAUCAUCUUCUUCAUCAUCAUUAUCAUUGAAUAUCAUCAUCAUCUCAUUCAAGAUUACUAUCUCUUCUUCUGUUCAAUAUCUUCUAUUUAUUUAUCUAUCACAUUGUACAUGUUUCUGAUGAUAAUCUCUCAUUCUCAUAAUAAGUAUCAUCAUAGUGCUCAUACUGAGCAGUUUAUUAGCAGUAAGUAUAAUAUGCUGAUAUUUGUUUUUAUUUAUAUAGAAUCUUCAUGUGUUGACAGAUCUGUGUCUGCUAAUAAUAGUAAACUCAAUAUUGAAUCAUUGAUCAAGAACUUAAAGAACAUGAUAAUGAAGAAAUUGUCUAUAUUAUAUAUGACUGAGUCUCUUACAUUUCUCUCUACCUCUUCUGCUACUGCUUCUCAAUCUUCUACAUCUGCUUCUGUGUCUGAUUCUCCCGCUUCUGCUAUCUCUGUUUUCAUGACUCUCACUCUUGCUACUUCUGCUCCCUCUGAUUUUACUGUCUCUGCUUUUAUUAUCAGCUCUUUCUAUUUCAAGAAGAUGUUGUAUAGACUUAAUAAAUCAUGUUUACUAUCUUUUUCUUUUCAUCUUUUCUUUCUAACACUGAUUUUUCUAUUCUUAAAGAAAAUUAUUAUGAGUUUUACUGUGCAUAAAGUUAUAAUAUUCACAGAUACUAAGAAACUUUUCACAACUGUUAAAUUCAAUAUUAUGA